This is a messenger RNA of Nicotiana tabacum (common tobacco), 993 nucleotides long. RefSeq lists its product as uncharacterized. The record is from RefSeq and is a predicted model, not a curated record. Gene Ontology annotation, molecular function: ATP binding. Lineage: Eukaryota; Viridiplantae; Streptophyta; Magnoliopsida; Solanales; Solanaceae.
AUGUUGGGAGUUUCGAAAGGUUACUCUGGCGGACACCGAGGCGACUGUUGGUGGAAUGACGUGGUGCAAAGUAAAAUGGAAGCCAAGAAAGCGGCUUACAUUAAGUUAGUAGAGAGCACCGACAAGGAUCACAUAAGAGCGAACAGAGAAACAUAUAAGGAGGCUAGGAAGGAGGCAAAAUUAGCGGUCACAGAAACUAAGACUACUGCUUUUGGUCGGCUUUAUGAGGAAUUUGGGGAUAAAGGUGGAGACAAGAAAUUAUUUCGGUUAGCCAAAGCGAGUGAGAAGAAGGCUCGCGACCUAGAUCAAGUGAGGUGCAUCAAAGACGAGGACGGUCGAGUAAUGAUGGAAGAGGGCCAGAUUAGGCAAAGAUGGAAGUCAUACUUUCAUAAACUUCUGAAUGAAGAGAGGGAUGAAAACAUCGUGUUAGGGCAAUUGGGUCACUCCGAGAGUCAUCGAGACUUUAUGUAUUGUAGGCGUAUUAAGAUUGAGGAGGUCAUGGAUGUGAUGAGUAAGAUGAGUCGGGGCAAAACGACUGGACCAGACGAGAUUCCAGUAGAGACAAAGAGGAUGCCUGAUGAGUGGCGUUGGAGUACAAUGGUUCCGGCGUACAAGAACAAAUGGGAUAUCCAGAAUUCGGUGGGAAAGCAUCAACGAGAAGUACUGCUUCUUCAGUCACCAGCUCGAUUUAGAAGUUACUGUCGAGAUGGACAAAUAGAUCGAGAAGUUGGUGAUAGAACAACCUCAGUCAUUAUUAAAGCUACAGAGUUGCUUAAGGGAACAAACGUAACAAUUACUAGUGAUGGUGGUGCAAUUCUGAGGAUGUUAGAAGUUGAGCAUCCAGCUGCCAAGGUUUUUGUUGAGUUGGCUGAACUCCAAGAUCGAGAAGUUGGUGAUGGCGUAGGGCUUGAGCAAGGUCUUCAAUGUCUGAAGAAGUGGGGAUUUCGCAGAAGCGAAGUCAUAUGUUGGCGUGAAGUUGGAUCGACCAGCUGA